Tilletiopsis washingtonensis is the source of this 1569-nucleotide messenger RNA. Its product is annotated as camp-dependent protein kinase regulatory subunit. Gene Ontology annotation, cellular component: nucleus; cAMP-dependent protein kinase complex. NCBI's taxonomy places the organism in Eukaryota, Fungi, Basidiomycota, Exobasidiomycetes, Entylomatales. The record is from RefSeq and is a predicted model, not a curated record. The transcript is spliced from 2 exons. The coding region runs from base 1 to 1569 and encodes 522 amino acids. Gene Ontology annotation, molecular function: cAMP-dependent protein kinase regulator activity. Gene Ontology annotation, biological process: regulation of protein phosphorylation.
AUGUCGCUCCCGCACGACUACGCCAGCAUCCUCAACGACCUCAACCGCGACGUCAUCCGCUUCCGCCCCCUCGAUGCGCUGCAGUUCUGCGCCAACUGGUUCGCGCGCCGCCUCGAGGACGAGCGCAAGGCGGCGCUCGCCCAGAGCGCCGCCGCCGCCGCCGAGAGCGACAGCGCUCCGGCGGCAGCUCCGUCGCCCUUCGCUGCGGCGUCGCCCUUCGCCAGCGGCAGCAGCAGCAGCGCAGCCGCGUCCGGCACGCCGUUCGGCAACGCCAACCCCUUCGGCAGCGCACCCGGCGCCGCGCCCGCCUUCUCCUUCGACCCGCCGUCUCGCUCCGCGUCCAUCGCCUCGUCCGCCGGCGCACCGGCUGCCGCGCACGACGGCGACGACGACGAUGCGCUGCACCCCGGCCUGGCGCCGUCGCCCGGCUACAACCUCGGGCGGCGCACGAGUGUCUCUGCCGAGUCGCUGGCGCCCUCUGCGCCCUCGGACGGCGUCGCGGCGCCGAAGCUCGUCAUUCCCAAGAGUGACUCGCAGAUGGCGCGCAUCCGCGCCUCGAUUGCCAGCAACGUGCUCUUCCGCAACCUCGACGCCGAGCAGGAGGCCGACGUGCUCAACGCCAUGAAGGAGGUGCACGUGGCGCCCGGCGAGGCCGUCAUCCGCCAGGGCGACCAGGGCGACUACUUCUACGUCGUCGAGAGCGGCAGCUUUGACAUCUACGUGCGCAGCACCAGUGCGCCGUCGACGAGCAGUGCUGGCACCUCGGACGACGACGCGCGCGUGGCCGGCGGCGAUGCCGCCAGCCUCGGCGACAAGAAGGCCGUGGCCGGCCCGAGCAGCUCGUUCGGCGAGCUGGCACUGCUGUACGCGCAGCCGCGCGCCGCCAGUGUGCUGGCGACGCAGGCCAGCGUGCUCUGGGCGCUGGACCGCAUCACGUUCCGCAGCAUCCUCAUCGGCACCAACAGCCGCAAGCGCUCGCUCUUCGAGGCACACCUGCGCAACGUCUCGCUCUUCGACAGCCUCAGCGACGCCGAGCGCGCCAAGAUUGCCGAUGCGCUCGAGCAGCGCGCCGUCGAGCAGGGCGCGCGGGUCAUUGAGCAGGGCGAGCGUGGAAGCGAGUUCUUCAUCGUCAUCGACGGCAGCGCAGAGGUGCGCAAGCGCCGCGAGGCCGACGGCGUCGAGGAGAGCGUGGGCCGUCUGGGCGCCGGCGACUACUUCGGCGAGCUGGCGCUGCUGAACAACGCGCCGCGCGCCGCCUCCAUCGUGGCCUUGAGUCCGACGCUGCGUCUCGCCGCGCUCUCCGAGUCGGCGUUCAAGCGUCUCGUCGGCCCGCUGGCACACAUCAUGUCGCGGCACGCCGCCGAGGCAUACGGCGGCGCGCCGCUGCCGUCCGCAGGGCUGAGCGGCUCGGGCCCCUCGAGCGCCAGCGUGCCGCGCGCCGGCGAGGACGCUACGAUGGGUGUCGCGCCGGGAGUGGCGCCGCACGAUACGACGAGCGGCGCGCCGGGCGCUGGCAUGUGGGUGGGCGGACUGGGCUCGUCGCCGUUUGGCGAGGCUCCGCGUAGCUAA